AUGGACAAAACUAAAACUGAGAAAAAACACGGGAAAAGAACGCAGGUACGAUUACAUAUCUUUAACAUAUACGUCAAUUCAAACCGUACACGUAAUAAUCUUAAAGGCAAUUUUCCAUCGCAGUCGUUUUGCCCGAGCGGGACGAGUAAACAUUACUCAACUUUCUCUGUAGUUGUCUAUCCUGUGUAUUUUUUGUCCGCCUGACUACUCGCAGACACGCCCCAUAAAAGUAGAGCUACAUUCAACUUUUUUGGCGUGUCCGCGCGACUGAUUUUUCACGCGAUUUAAAAUUGGUCGCUCCACCCGUGCGGGCAAAGCGACUGCAAUGGAUAAUUGCCUUAAGUGAUCAUCAUCUUCUACGUCGUAACGCUUCACUUCCCACGACAAAUAUUAUAGGCCGUUUAAAAAUCAUUCAUGCAUAACAGAAUCAUUACUUUCCAGUUUUGUUCGUGCAAGAAUAGUUGUCAAAAAGGAACAGGCCGCAAAAGAGUAGGCUGUCCUUGUAAAGACGAGGGAUUGUAUUGUAGUGAUGAGUGCAAGUGUGGUACAAGUGUCAUUGUGUGUAGGAAUAACCAACACAACUGUCAAACGAAGAGCGCUGGUGUCGAGUCUGAUGAACUGCGAAAAAGUAGUUCAAAAACAGAUUUGGUGACACAAUUGUCAAACAUGGUAAGUUUUUAAGAGGGUUUUCUUCUAGCACAGUGAAGAAUUUGAAAUACAAAUGUAGUAAAUGAAAGUGAAUUUGUCUGCUAAAUCGCAAAAUGAAAUUUAAGGUAACCAAUUUAGGUUUCCUUGUAGAGAACACGAAUUUUCCUUUCAACAAAGUUUUUGUUGAUCUGUAAGUCCAGAUCUUCGUCAGCGCAAGUAAUACGUCAUAUGAUGAUCUUGUUCUCUUUAUUAUCCAACUACAGAAGGUGAGCGAUGAAAGUGAUGCUGGUAUUUCUGACGAAGAAUCGUUAUCAAAACAAAGAUCUUCUAGAAAGACAACAUCAAUUGUUAAUGUAUCUGUGAGACCAAGCCUCCCUCUUGAAGGUUUGAAGAUUAAUUGACACCUAACAGACCUAUAGGGCGCUUUCCAUUAACACGGCCAGACCGGUCAGAACGGUCAAAUUGUUGAAUGGAACACAAAACAUUUGGGCUUCGGACCUAUCUGACCGGAAAAUUUAGAUAACAUUAGAAUGAGGUUCAUUUUCGCUAGAUAUUUGAGAAACAUAGACCAGAUCUUUCCAUUGAUACAGAGAAAAGAAUUCGGGUCUGACCGGUCAGGACAUUAAAUGGAAAGCGCCCAUAGUUCGAUGUAGACAAAAUGUUAGACGUCUUUUCUAUCAGUAUGCACAUAACCACGUCCAAAAUAAAUUUUAUCACGAGUGUUAGACGAGUUAAAACGUUUUAACAUGCCAUGGAGUUUCUGCCUAAACACAUAAUUAUUUUCAGCUAAAAAGCGACAGCACAGAAUCAACAACGGUUAUGCCUUGGUCAUACACAACAAAUAUUUCGAUAAACUCCGACAAAGAAAAGGAUCUGAAAAAGAUCUAGAAGCAAUAAAAAUCUUCUGUGAAAAAGCGGAUUUGACAAUUGAUAUUCGAGAGGGUCUUAAAGUGAACGAUAUACGCAUCCUUUGCCGUCAACUCAACGAAACCAGAACAUUUCAGAACCAUGAUGCGUUUCUUUGCUUUAUACUUAGCCAUGGAAAUAGGUAAAUACUUAUUUAUUAAUCUAUUUCAUAUUUUUAUGUGGUUUUUUUUUUAUGUAUCCACCUCAACAUUCACUGUGAGAAGAAACUGAAGAAACCCCACGACUUUCGGUAGAGCCUUGACCCGCUUUUUUCAGAUCAAUGUCCGCAACGAGGAGAAUGGACCAAUCCCCAAUUAACCAAAAUUUUGAACUCAACAAGUCUAGACAAAAUUUCAUCACAGCUUGAAAGAGCAUCACAAAAUUAAUAAUAUUCCAAAGUUUCGUUGCAAAAUGUUGUAAAAUGCGGAUAAUAUAGCCUUGUAAAGUUUGCUGUUUUUCAGUCAUUUUGCAUUACGCACGGACUGGUAACCAUUUCCCGUUCGUAAUCUAAAAUGACUGAAAAUUGCAAAUUUCGCAAGGCUAUAUUAUCCGCAUUUUACAACAUUUUGCAACGAAACUUUGAAAUAUUACUAAUUUUGUGAUGAAAUUUUUGUCUAGACUCGUUUAGUUCAAAAUUUUGGUUAAUUAGCUAUUCCGAAGUCGACGAGAGGACUGGGGACGAGUGUUAAAAAGUGCCCAAAUUAAGAAAUGAACCAAAUCACUAAAAAGACCACCUCAAAAUGAGUAAGUAUACAAAGUUUGAAGACGUUUACAUGAAUACCCUUCGAAUAAUAAGCUUUCGAAAAUCACGAUAUUUACUAUGAAAUGCACUGUAAUUUUUGUUUUGGGGGACGCGCGUCCCAAAAACAAUCUUUUAAUCAGUAAUUUUACAAUUUCCGAAAGCUUAUUAUUCCAAGGGUAUUCAUGUAAACGUCUUCAAACUUUGUAUACUUACUAAUAUUGAGGUGGUCUUUUUAGUGAUUUGGUUCAUUUCUUAAUUUGGGCACUUUUUAACACUCGUCCCCAGUCCACUCAUCAACUUCGGAAUGGCUAAAAUCCAUUGAAGCCACAUUUUCAGAGGUGAAAGACGCUUGCUGUGAUGAUCGCGAUGAACCCCUUACUACUACUACUACCAGAUCUAUUCUUCGCUAAAUAUAUCUUUCGUUAAAUAGGUCUGGCAUUUGUGGAGCGUACGAUGAUACAAUAAGUGUACAUGAAAUUGUUUCGUAUUUCAAAGAAAAUAACGACCUGUUGGGAAAGCCAAAACUGUUUUUCGUUCAAGCGUGUCGAGCGAAUAGUGACGAGGUCGAAGAUGAUGGUUGUGAAGGUGGUCAAGAAAAACGUUUAUGCCCACAAGACUCAUCCGAUACUCUGGUGGCAUAUUCAACUAUCAAGGGUAAACUAUCAUACAGGCAAAUCUGCACAGGAUCCUGGUUUAUUCAGACAUUGAUGAAGCAGUUUAAAGCGCAUGCACAAAGCUCGCAUCUGAUGGAUAUCAUGACUGUAGUAAAUGAAGAUAUAGCUGGCAGUGAUUAG
Paramuricea clavata is the source of this 3090-nucleotide messenger RNA. NCBI's taxonomy places the organism in Eukaryota, Metazoa, Cnidaria, Anthozoa, Malacalcyonacea, Plexauridae. The record is from the annotation of a GenBank genome assembly.